AUGCCUGAGGAUUUUGACAUCAUGAAGUGGCUGCAGGAGGGCACUGGUGGGAAGAAUCCGCACACCUCAGAGACUAUUGAUCCGAUAGUCGUCUCCGGCAUCAACUACAUAAAAGGCCUUGGUAUCACGAAAAUUGCGGCGGCAGGGUAUUGUUUCGGGGCCAAGUAUGCCGUGCGUCAUUACAAGAGCGGAAUCCAAUGCGGCUUCAUUGCUCACCCGUCCUUUGUGGAAGCGGACGAGCUCGCCGCCAUCACCGGACCGCUGUCGAUUGCUGCUGCAGAAUUUGAUGACAUCUUCCCAACAGAGAAGCGACAUGAAAGUGAAGCUAUUUUGGCUCAGACAAAGCAAAACUACCAGAUCAACCUGUUUUCUGGCGUUCACCAUGGCUUUUCCGUUCGCGGUGACCCGAAGAACGAAAAGGAGAGGUUCGGAAAGGAACAAGCGUUUUCUCAAGCGGUAUCUUGGUUCAAUAGAUACUUUGAAGCGGUGUGA
Molecule: messenger RNA, 492 nt
Organism: Colletotrichum fioriniae
Lineage: Eukaryota; Fungi; Ascomycota; Sordariomycetes; Glomerellales; Glomerellaceae
Source: RefSeq, a predicted model, not a curated record